CACUCCCACCUUCCAUUAUCAACUCCUCUCUUGCUCUCGGAAGCUCACUCCCUUCCUCUCUGUGCUUUGUCUGUGUUUCUCUUUGUGCAUAAGAGAGAAAAAGAUGUUGCUGGGGAAGCGUCCACGCCCUCCAAUAAGAAGAACAUCAAGCAUGACCGGGAUCAACGUGGAUCCUAGCGUCUUUGAAGCUCCGGAUUCUGAUCUUCAAAACCCCGUAAAUGAUCCUCAUGCAACAGCGAUUGGAGAAGCGCCGGCGGUGGCUCAGACCAUGAACUUCGUUCCGAAUGGAGGAUACGUCGACCAACGUUUCUUGGCGACGGUGAACUCUCCCAGAUCAACCCAGCUUGGAAGCAACUCUGGUACUGCUGAUCAUUUCAUGGAGACUGCCCACUUUCUGCAUACGUGUGGCCUCUGUAAAAAACGCCUCGCACCUGGCCGAGACAUCUACAUGUAUAGGGGGGAUACAGCGUUUUGUAGUUUAGAGUGCAGGGAGCAACAGAUGAAGCAAGAUGAGAGGAAAGAGAACUGAAACGUGGCUUGGCAUCAAGGAAAAAAAGCCGCCACGCAUCGCCAUCCACGGCAUCAUCCACUGAGGCGUCGAGUAAAAGUGAGACUGUGGCUGCUGCUGCUGCUUAAAAACAAAACAAAAAACAAAAAAAAAGGAUUGGAGAAACUGUGUGAGCUAUAAAGUUAUGCACAGUGAGACAAUAUUAUGCAAUUAGUUAACGUCUCUCUCUCUCUCUCUCUCUCUCUCUCUCUCUCUCUCUCCCCAUUUUCCCUUUAAUUAAUCAUCAAAGCACGCGGUACACGUUAAUAAUGCAGAGGUAGAUCUGUGUAAAAAUGUAUAAAAGGCUUAAGUAUGUAUUGUGUGGAUGGCAAUGGAAAUGAGCGAAGCUCUGACUCUGGUCCUUUCAGAUC
Juglans regia (Persian walnut) is the source of this 918-nucleotide messenger RNA. Its product is annotated as FCS-Like Zinc finger 6-like. Bases 104 to 529 code for a protein of 141 amino acids. The transcript has 2 exons. The record is from RefSeq and is a predicted model, not a curated record. NCBI's taxonomy places the organism in Eukaryota, Viridiplantae, Streptophyta, Magnoliopsida, Fagales, Juglandaceae.